UUGCAAGUUAACUAUGAGUCGAUGGUGGACUGGCGACAACAUACCGAUUACCUUCGGUGCAAUCCGCAGUUCUUCAAUGCACUGCGUUUUGAUUGUGCGUUCAUCCAGACCAAAAAAGAGGUCAUUGUCGGACGCCUACUCUUGCUUUUCGAGUGCCCAGUUGGAAACAAUAUAUUCCCGCCUGCCCUCAUCCACCCAUAUGAUGCUCCAACAGGUGCACGACUUCAAAAAGACAAACAUCUCAACCUUUUUAGGGUUCGAGCAAAACCACGGGCACAAGCAGAAUUUUUCUUGAUUAGGUCGAUCAUUCGCGGGGCACUUCUAGUGCACGACGAAAACCUCGAUUACUUCAUUGUCGACACGGUCAAUAUGGACAUGUUCCUUCGUGUGAAGGAAAUG
Suillus plorans is the source of this 399-nucleotide messenger RNA. RefSeq lists its product as uncharacterized. The record is from RefSeq and is a predicted model, not a curated record. The transcript has a single exon. Lineage: Eukaryota; Fungi; Basidiomycota; Agaricomycetes; Boletales; Suillaceae. The annotation marks the transcript as partial.